AUGAAGACGGCCGUUGCAGUAGCUAUCGUUCUGUCCCUGUGUGGAGCUUUUCCGUUCGUCUCAGUCGCCUUGCCGGUAGCCGAAGAUGGACAAAAUGAAAGUGCGACGACUGCUACCGAACCUCUAAUAUCCACGACCGAAAUUUUGCUACCGACCUCCGACAAACCAAUAGAGUCCUCAACUGAGAAUGUGGUCCAGACCACCGCUGAWCCUACAGAUACUACGACUGAAAUUGUGUACGACACCACUACCGAACCAGCAGAGUCCACGACCGAGAAUGUGGCCCAGACCACUGUUGAGCCUACAGACACCACGGCCGAAAUUGUGUACCAGACCACUACUGAAUCAGUAGAGCCGACGACCGAAAUUGUGGUCCAGACCACCACCGAACCAUUMGAAUUGACCAGCGUUAACGCGGAAGUUAGUGAAUCAACAACAGCGGUUAAUAACACGAUGCCAGUAGAAGUUGUCAAAGAUAAGCUGAGCGAACAGAUCAGAAAAAUUCUGAAACACUACCAGCGACCUGACCCCGUUGGCUUUCCAGGUGCCCCAAUUCCCGAUCCACUAAGCAUACCCCCAAUGAACAAAGACUUUGGCAUGGCGUACAUGACGUUCAAAAACAUGACCGUACACGGGCUGUCCAAGUUCAAAGUGGAAAACGUCAACACGGACUURAAGAAUAUGCGGGUUUAUGUGCUUCUGAAAAUCAAGAGGAUGUACGUCCUAGGAAACUACACGUUGAGGUCGUGGCUGAGCCGACCGGCGUCGGGCCCGUUCAACGUGACGCUCAUCGACGUGGAAGCCGCCGCUGAGGCUGCGCUCGAACCGGACGAGGACGGCAACCUGCAAGCCACCGAGACGGAGAUGGACAUGCAGUUCAAGGACUGCGAGCUGGACUUCAAAAACCUCGGGUUCGCCGCUUCMAUGAUGCAGGGCGUCAUCAGCACAAUGGGGUCGGUGCUGUUCGAGGGCAUCAAGCCGUUUAUCAUCAGCGAGGUGAACACCAACCUGCGGGCGGACGUCAACGCCCAGGUGAAGGCCAUCACUAGCAAGCUGCCCAAGAUGACGGUGCCAGUACCGGACCUGGCGGUUGCCGAAGGCCGGGCGUACGUCCGGCGGAUGGGCUUCGACCCGUACCACAUCGCCGACCGACACAUCGCCGAGGGCCCACUCAACUUCACGAUCACCGAGCUCACCGUGUCCGGGCUGUCCAACUUCAAGCGGGUGGGCGACAUCGGGCUGCAGAUCCGCGGCCCCGUGCUCCARWUGUCCGUGCACGUCAUCACCGGCGCGGUCAACGGGUCGCUGCGGUGGAGCUACCUGCUGGGCCUGACCAAGACGUUUGGCCGAGCGGGCGUGUCCAAUUUCACCGUAGACCACAUMCAGGUCCGGGCUCUGGUCAACCAGACGUUGGACAUCCGCAACAAGCCGGUGCUGGAGAAGCUCGACAUCGAGGUCGGCAAGAUCGAGGUGCAGAUGGACAGGAAGGAGCCGCUCGACUACGUCAUCGAGAUUGCAGUCAACUCGYUACCGUCGCUGUUGCGGCACAUCAUCGUCGACGCGCUCGAGGAACCCAUCAAGAUGAAGGUGCAGACAAUACUGGACGACGUUGAAGUCGAAAAAAUGGUAGAAGACAGGCUGCCCGAACUCGACMGGAUGGUCGGYGAUUGAUUGUCCACUCACCCACUCUCACACACCCACCCUAUCAUCAUCGAUCCUUUUCCAUCCACCCACCAGACCGCAAGUUCUUUUUGAAAGUUAUGUGAUACCGCAAAUAUAGAAAUGAUACAUGAUAAUAUAAUAUUUUUAGCCACCUGCACAGGUACGAUAAUUGGUAUCAAUAAUAUGUACCAAUAAAUAUACAUUGUCUCUGCUGUA
Messenger RNA from Diuraphis noxia (Russian wheat aphid), 1878 nucleotides. RefSeq lists its product as uncharacterized. The record is from RefSeq and is a predicted model, not a curated record. NCBI's taxonomy places the organism in Eukaryota, Metazoa, Arthropoda, Insecta, Hemiptera, Aphididae.